AGAAGAUCGAGGGCUUGACCUCUCUCCGUGUGAUGGCUCAGAACCACAUGGACAUACUGAUGCCUAAACUCCAUGAUAUCUGCCUUGCCAUUAUACAUGAGGUGAAGAACCUGCGCUCUGCAGUGUCCUGUGCUGCCAUGGCCACACUGGGUGACAUGUACGUACACCUCCAGAGGGCCAUGGACAGUGAGGUGGAGGGGACGGCACGCGUGCUGCUCCACAAAGCCAGCGAGGCCAACACCUUCAUCCGGCACGGCGCCAACUUUGCCCUGGGUCACAUGGUGCAGAGCUGCACCCCUACCCGUGUCAUGAAUGCCCUGCUGGUCGGUGGGCUGAGCCACCGUAACGCUGCUGUGAGGAGCUGCACUGCUCAGCACCUGGAGAGACUGGCUGAGGUCAUGGGGACGACUCGUCUCCUGUCGGGGAAGAAAGGCCUCACUGACCGUUUCUUGAUUGCCGUCAGUAAAUUGGCUGUGGACCCUGCACAGGAAGUCAGGCAUCAUGGUCGCAAUAUCUUGAGAAACGUGGCCACCAAUAGCGACUUUGCUAAAAUGUGGGACAAAUUCGCUCUAAGGAAAGAGAGAGAAUCCUUGAGGGAGGUCAUCUCAAAGGUUAACCUCAAAGAAAGGAAUAUCUGAAUAUUUCCCAACUUGACUAUUAUCCCCCCCAGUCCCCAAACUCCAAUAUUUUAGUUCAUUCUAAGAAAUUUGACACUAUCAUUCAAACCGCCAUGUAAAUGUAUCUUUAAACUGCAUUGACUCCUUGUCCAAGUCCUGAAUCCACUAUAAGGCCAUAUGAACCACAUUCAAAGCACGAAAUUACCUUUCCUCGAAGCUCCUAUC
Oncorhynchus gorbuscha (pink salmon) is the source of this 842-nucleotide messenger RNA. Its product is annotated as TOG array regulator of axonemal microtubules protein 1-like. The record is from RefSeq and is a predicted model, not a curated record. Bases 33 to 638 code for a protein of 201 amino acids. The transcript has 5 exons. Gene Ontology annotation, cellular component: cytoplasmic microtubule; cilium. NCBI's taxonomy places the organism in Eukaryota, Metazoa, Chordata, Actinopteri, Salmoniformes, Salmonidae. Gene Ontology annotation, molecular function: microtubule binding. Gene Ontology annotation, biological process: microtubule cytoskeleton organization.